Molecule: messenger RNA, 3830 nt
Organism: Gasterosteus aculeatus aculeatus (three-spined stickleback)
Lineage: Eukaryota; Metazoa; Chordata; Actinopteri; Perciformes; Gasterosteidae
Source: RefSeq, a predicted model, not a curated record
AGAAGAGACGUCGGCUGCCCCGCCUCCUGCGGUGCAUGAUGGUCGAUGUCCUGUUGGUAUCUGCCGUUCGUGCUGUUUUCCUCCCGGUUCCUCCGGUGGUCCUGUGAUGGUGGAGAGGAGAAGAGCCGGCCGCUGUGCUUCACACAACAGCUAGCCUCCUGGGCGGCGAGUCCCGAUGCCAUGGCCUCCAGCCACGGCUCCUCCCCAGUCCCUCGUGGAGGCCGAGGUGGGAUCUAUCGCAAGGAGCGGGACGCCCCGCCGGCCCGAUGCCGGUCCGUCCGCUCGCUGCCCGACGUCUGCCCGAAGGAGCCCACCGGUGGGGGGCGGGGCCUGUGCGACGGCCCGUCCGUGGUGGCGGAGCACGACAGGUGGACGGUGUACAGCUCGAAGGUCAACCUCCCCGCCGCGCUCAACGACCCGCGGCUCGCCAAGCGGGAGUCCGACUUCUUCACCAAAACGUGGGGGCUGGACUUCGCAGAGACGGAAGUGAUGCCCUCCUUCUACCUCCCCAACAUCACCAGGGAACACUUCGGACCUUACCUGCAGGAGACGGCUCAGAAGGAAAGAAUCCACGAACGCUGCAAGACAAUCUGUCCCAACAAAGACGAUGUGGACGCCGCCUCCAGCGUCGACGCCAGCCACGAGAAAUCCAGAGCGGAGCUGGAACAAGUGCCGAAGAUGUUCAUGAGGCCUGAAUUCGCUCUGGAGGACUCGGCCACCUUCAACAGCGUGCUGCCCUGGUCGCACUUCAACAGCGCCGGAGGGAAGAGCAGCAGAGACGUGGCCUCCUCCAAGCUGCUGCAGGAGAAGCUGAGUCACUACCUGGACGUGGUGGAGGUGAGCAUCGCCCGGCAGAUCUCGCUGCGCUCCGAGGCCUUCUUCCACGCCAUGUCGUCGCAGCACGAGCUGCAGGACCGCCUGCAGGAGACGCAGCGGGCCGUGGCCGUGCUGCGGGGCCGCACCGCCGCCAUCGAUCGCAUCAUGUGCCGGGGGCCCCUGCAGGCGCUCCGCACCGCCCUGACGCGCAACAACUGCGCCAGGCUGCACAACAAGCUGAAGCUGAUGGCGGCGGUGCACCAGACGCAGCCCACCGUGCAGCUGCUGCUCUCCACCUCAGAGUUCGUCGGAGCGCUGGAGCUCAUCUCCACCACCAAGGAGGUGCUGCAGCAGGAGCUGCAGGGGAUCCACAGCUUCAGACAUCUGGGCUCCCAGCUGUGCGAGCUGGAGAAGCUGAUCGAUAAGAUGAUGGUGGAGGAUUUCAGCAUGUACGCCCGCAGCAACCUGAACCGCAGCCUGAGGGACGAGCCGCUGGUCCUGGAGAAGGUCCACAGACCUAACGCUGACUCCCAGAAGGAGCGUCUGGAGUCCCUGGUGUUCGGCCUGCUGCGCCAGAGGAAGCUGGACUUUCUGGAUAUUUACAGCGAUGAGAUGAUCUUUGCUGCUAAGGCCAUCGUCUCGCAGUGUGUAGCAGAAAACGUUUUGAACAUAGAAGAUAUCGACACUGAAGUCGUCACUAAGCUAGCUGACCAGAUGCGUCUGAUGACGUUCCCUCAGUUGUUUGAGCUGCUGAAGAACAUCUUUGCGAGUUUCCUUCUCUUCCUGCAGAGGAUCAAGGUCGGUCAGAUGUCCUCAGGCGCGUUCGGCCGCGUGGUCCUAGAGGUCCUUGUCCCUUCCAACCAGAGACUGCGACUCCUCGAGAGGGAGGCCCGGCUCGGGGUCCGCGGCCCAGAAGGCGGCUCCCCACGGCCGUCGCUCCCGCAGGGGGAGGCCGAGCUGGCCUACCUCACCCACGAGGGGCUGUUCAUCAGCGACGCGCUGAACGAGGCCCGGCAGCAGGCGGCCCGGGAGCAGAGCCCCCCCGAGCAGAGUCGGGCGGAGGCGGCCGGCGGCGGCGGCGGCAGCGACUCGGCGGUGACCUCCGUCAGCAGGGAGCAGAGCCUCAUGUCCGGCGAGACGGCGAUGCCCACCGACCUGGAGCUCAACCGCGUGACCGGCAACCUCCAGGAGCUGCUGCACACGGCCUGCGACGUCAGCCACGACCGCUGCGUCAAAGUCCUCACGGCCAGAGCCAAGGACGGCUCCCUGGAGCGCCUCAGCUCGGCCGAGUUCGUGUCGCUCUCUCGGGCCGUGGAGGCCUUCGUCGGGGACACGGAGGAGCUGUGCAGCAGGCGCAGCGUCUCCCUGCGGGGGGCGCUGCAGAGCCAGGCCAACCGCUUCGUGCACCGCUUCCACGACGAGCGCAAGACCAAACUCAGCCUCCUCAUGGACAACGAGCGCUGGAAGCAGGCCGACGUCCCCGCCGAGUUUCAGGACCUGGUGAACUCCAUCGCGGGCGGAAGGAUAGCGCUGCCGGAGCGCAAAGUCCCAGGUCAGGAGGACCGGAAGCCCGCCGACUUCCUGCUCGUCAACGGGCAGAAGUACGCCGUGGUCGGGACGGUUCUGCUGCUGAUCCGGAUCUUUCUGGAAUACUGUCAGUGCGUCAACGACAUCCCGUCCAUCGCCACCGACAUGCUGACCCGCCUGUCGGACCUCCUCAAGCACUUCAACUCCCGGACUUGUCAGCUGGUUCUGGGAGCCGGCGCGCUGCAGGUCGUCGGCCUGAAGACCAUCACCACCAAGAACCUGGCGUUAGCUUCCCGCUGCCUGCAGCUGGUGGUUCACUACAUUCCCGUCAUCAGAAGUCACUUCGAGACCAAACUGCAGCCCAAACAGUUCAGCGUCCUCAGACACUUUGACCACAUCACCAAGGACUACAACGACCACGUGGCCGAGAUCUCUGCCAAGCUGGUGGCCAUCAUGGACAGUCUGUUCGAGAAGGUUCUGUCAAAGUACGAGGUCAAGGCCCCGAUGCCCUCGGCCUGCUUCAGAAACGUCUGUAAACAGAUGGCCAAGAUGCACGAGGCCAUUUCUGACCUUCUGCCCGAGGAGCAGACGCAGAUGUUGUUCCUGAGGAUCAACGGCAGUUUCAAGACGCACCUGAAGAGGCAGCUGGCUCGCCUCGGGGUCGUUAACGACGGGGGACCUCAGCACGGGCUGGUCGGGGUGGACGUGGCGUUCUACACGGAGAACGUCCAGGUGCUGAAGAGCCUCGACCGGCUCGACCUCAACAUGGCGGAGAUCUGGGAGCAGAAGAGGUGAUGGAGGACGCCGACGGGACGGCCAGGACUCACAGACGCCUCGGCCCCCGGGGGGGUUCAGAGGGACCAAAAACCCCGAAGCGGGUGAAGCAAAGCAGCGUCACGCUGGAGGGGGGAGGGGCUUCCUCCACAGCGCCACCUUAAUAAGACUUGAGUGGAGAUAUCAGCGACUCGGUGGGAGUUUAAGAAGUGUAAUUUAUUUUUCUCUCUUGAGAAACAUUUGAUUCUGUGGGCAACUUUUCCUCCAGAGGUUUCAGCCGGGGGGGGUUGCAUCAUCCACGCACACUGAAGCAAAGGAUUCUGGGUGUAACAGCGUUUCCUUCCUGCGUCUGGCCGAAUCACCGGCUCCCUUUGUGGUUUUGUUUCGCUGCGGUUCGUUGGAUUCUUAAGUCAGGGGUAUUUUUUUGGGGACGUGGUGCGUUCGGAGUCCCGGACGUCUCGACGGUUCGAGACCUGGAGACAAACAAACGUGUGAUCCGAGAGCUAAGUCCCGCCCCUCCUCCCCCCCAAAACCUUAAUCAAACAUCCAGAGCCCCCCGCUGCAUCCUGUCCCUACCAAAGUAAAACACUUUCCAAAUGGGGACAUAAACUCUUCUAUGACACUAUUGUUUCCUGUCCAAUUAUGCAUUAAGUUUUCUUCCGACGCGGAGACACUUUUUAUACGCGCGCUCGCCGAUGAGUUUGACUGCAGAA